AAAAGCAUAGCCUGCGUAUUUCUCUCUACUUUAGUAAAAUGGCGGAGCUCAAGGAAGCAGACGCCGAACAACUACACCAGGAGGACGUCGAUAUAAAAGGUGGUGGAGUCUCAGACACACUGGUCCCAGAAGAGAGACAGCCUGCUGAGGAUGAUGCAUCUUCAGCCAGUAGUACUGUGGGGAAGACUGAGGCACUGGCAGGGGACAAUGAUGCCAAACCAUCAACCACAACCAGUGAUAGACACAUCUCUAUCCAGACCAAACUAGAGGGCCUGGAGGUGUUGACCGACCUAAACGGAGCUGGGAGGAAGGCGUGUCCACUAUGCCCUGAGGAGAAGUUUAAGGCCUGCUACAGCCACAAGCUACGACGCCACCUCCAGAACCUCCACUGGAAGGUCUAUGUGGAGUUUGAAGGUCAGAAGAUGUGCAUCUGUCACCUGCCCUGCAGACAGCUGAGGCCCAGCCCCAGCCCCAAUGGAGACCAGGCUCCAGGCAGGCUGGUGGCACAUUAUCACUGUGUAGUGUGUUCAGUCACCAUCGCCCGCAAGACGGACAUGAUCAGUCACCUGAAACGCCACGUCAACAAGGGAGAGACUGAGGCCAGCUACUCAGGCAGCUCUGAUGUGCCCUUUGAGGAGCCAGCUCCGUCUGGACAGGCCUAUGAGAUAAUGAAAGAGCUGGGGACCAAUGUUCAGCUCAUGCCCAACCAUACGACCCCACAGAAGACUGACACCUACUUCAACCGCAAGAUGAAGACCAACAGGCAGCUAGUAUUCUGUUCCCUGGCGGUCCUGGCUGAGGAGAGGAAUCCGUUGGAGAGUCUGGAUGCGUUUGGAGCCACAGGCAUUAUGGGACUCCAGUGGGCCAAGCACCUGCGGAACGCCGUCAAGGUGACCAUAACCGACAUCAAUGAAGUGUGUGUCAAGAUGAUCCGCGAGAACUGCAACCUCAACCACAUCCGGGUGGAGGGGUCGCGGGGGUCAUCCCGGGUCCCUGACGGGGGGGCGGGGGAUGUGGAUGGGGUGCCCAUCGCUACCGUGGAGGUCGCCAAGAUGGAUGCCAACGUUAUCAUGCACCUGAGGUCUUUUGACUACAUACACCUGGACCCGUUCGGCACGGCUGUCAAUUAUCUGGACUCUGCUUUCCGGAACAUCCGGAACCUGGGCAUCAUCUCUGUGACGUCCACGGACACGGGCUCCCUCUACUCUAAGUCCCUGAACGUCACGAUGCGCCACUAUGGCUCGAAUAUAGUCCGCACAGAGUACUACAAGGAGCUGGCUGCACGCAUGGUGCUGGCCACUGUAGCCAGGGCGGCAGCACGCUGUAAUAAGGGCAUAGAAGUGUUGCUGGCGGUGGCUGUGGAACACUUUGUCCUGGUGGUCGUCAGAGUCCUCAGGGGUCCCACCCAGGCCGACGAGUCAGCCAAGAGGAUCAGACAGCUCAUCCACUGCCAGUGGUGUGAGGAGAGGGUGUUCCUCAAACAGGGGAGCAUGGUGGAGGAAAACCUGUACAGACAACUGCCCUGCAACUGUCAUGGAAGCAUGCCUGGCAAGACAGCGGUGGAGCUGGGACCGCUAUGGUCUGGUCCUCUGUUUAACUCCGGGUUCCUGAGGAGGAUGUUGUUUGCAGCGGUGCAGCACAGUAUGAAGGAUAUUCAGCCUCUGGUCAAGACUCUGAUCUGUGAGUCAGAGUGCACAACCCUCAAGUCCUCUGUUCACGGGCCCACUGCACUCAUCAACCAAGUGGAAUGUGGUGUAGUCAUCAAGGUACAGAAGGUGGAGGAGUCGGGCACCGCUGACCACUCAGGGAAGAGAAAGACAGGAGAUGAGCCAGGUAACGUGGUGAAGAAGCUGAAAUCAGACGGGUCUCUGGAGCACCCAGCGUUCUACUACAGUAUUCACCGCCACAGCAUCAGAGGCAUGAACAUGCCCAAGUUGAAUAGGUUCCUGCAGUACUUGACGGAGGCGGGCUUCAGAGUGAGCCGCACCCACUUUGACCCAACAGGGGUGCGGACCGACGCCACGCUGGACCAGUUCAAGUCGGUGCUCACCAAAUACAGCGUGCCCACCUACACCAACACCACGACAACCCAAAACCCAGAGGAGACGGUACGGGCUAUGGAGUGACCCACCCUGGGGAGAAUCAAGGCCUCAUCACCUCUUCUCUCCCUCUCAGAGGUGACAUAUGUCUCAAAUGCCACCCUAUUCCCUAUAUAGUACACUACCUUAGACCAGGGCCCAUAACCCUAUUCCCUAUAUAGUGCACUACUUUUGACCAGGGCCCAUAACCCUAUUCCCCAUAUAGUGCACUACUUUAGACCAGGGCCCAUAACCCUAUUCCCCAUAUAGUGCACUACUUUUGACCAGGGCCCAUAACCCUAUUCCCCAUAUAGUGCGCACUACCUUAGACCAGGGCCCAUAACCCUAUUCCCCAUAUAGUGCACUACUUUUGACCAGGGCCCAUAACCCUAUUCCCCAUAUAGUGCACUACCUUAGACCAGGGCCCAUAACCCUAUUCCCCAUAUAGUGCACUACUUUUGACCAGGGCCCAUAGUAGUACACUAUAGGUAAUAGGGGGCAUUUUGUCUCUGUGCAGGGACACUGGCUGUAAAGAGUGGCUCACUCUGCACUGAUUUGUAUUUUCCUCCUGGUUUCAUUCAUCACUGGUACUUUGUAAAUGUUCUCUCACAAUGCUUCUAGAUUAAUAGAGUUCUGCUUUUCCAAUAGAGCUGAAGUAUUGGUUAAAUGCAGACAGAUAAUAGCCUCUCUUCUGCUCAUUGACUCAUAUUUAUUAUUCUUGUGAAUAAUUCCUUUACAAUUUUAUUUUCUGAGUUCAUCUUAAAUGGUGGCCGUUUUCAUCUUUUAAAAAAACUAUUAUGUACAUUUUUACUCUGGGUAAAAGGUAAUAAAAUAUUGUUGCAAAGCCUGAA
This is a messenger RNA of Oncorhynchus nerka (sockeye salmon), 2929 nucleotides long. It is a transcript of the gene trmt1l, whose product is annotated as tRNA methyltransferase 1-like. The record is from RefSeq and is a predicted model, not a curated record. Gene Ontology annotation, cellular component: nucleus. Gene Ontology annotation, biological process: tRNA N2-guanine methylation. The transcript has 15 exons. Gene Ontology annotation, molecular function: RNA binding; tRNA (guanine(10)-N2)-methyltransferase activity. Bases 39 to 2126 code for a protein of 695 amino acids. Lineage: Eukaryota; Metazoa; Chordata; Actinopteri; Salmoniformes; Salmonidae.